Phragmites australis (common reed) is the source of this 733-nucleotide messenger RNA. Its product is annotated as V-type proton ATPase subunit F. Gene Ontology annotation, cellular component: proton-transporting V-type ATPase, V1 domain; membrane. Gene Ontology annotation, molecular function: proton-transporting ATPase activity, rotational mechanism. The record is from RefSeq and is a predicted model, not a curated record. Bases 76 to 468 code for a protein of 130 amino acids. Gene Ontology annotation, biological process: proton transmembrane transport. NCBI's taxonomy places the organism in Eukaryota, Viridiplantae, Streptophyta, Magnoliopsida, Poales, Poaceae. The transcript has 4 exons.
CGCACGUCGGAGGGAAUUCGAUCCGAUCUCCGCUUGCGCUGCUGCGUUAAAUUCAAGGGUUUGCAUCCGCGAGCCAUGGCGGGGAGGGCCAACAUCCCCACCAACAACUCCGCGCUCAUCGCCAUCAUCGCCGACGAGGACACUGUAACUGGCUUCUUGAUGGCUGGAGUUGGCAAUGUUGAUCUUCGCAAGAAAACCAACUACCUUCUCGUCGAUAACAAAACAACGGUGAAACAGAUUGAGGAUGCAUUUAAAGAGUUUACUGCGAGGGAGGAUAUUGCCAUUGUGCUCAUCAGCCAAUAUAUUGCAAACAUGAUAAGAUUUCUGGUGGAUAGCUACAACAAGCCGGUCCCUUCUAUUCUGGAGAUCCCAUCCAAGGAUCAUCCAUAUGAUCCAGCACACGACUCAGUCCUCUCCCGUGUGAAGUAUCUGUUCUCUGCUGAAUCAGUGGCGUCUGAAAGGCGAUGAAGGGCACCCUCUAUCUACUGUAGGAGGAGGGGCAUGUGUUUGUGUUAUUGUGUAACCUGUUAUAUCCAUUUGUAUUUAAAAGUUGCACUUACCAUGCGGUUGUGAAGCGCGGGACAGCAAGCAGCGUGAAUAAGGAGUUUACAAAUAAUUGGGUUGGACCAACCAACUAGUAACUGGUUUUGAAAGAUUGAAAUGUUGUUUGCUGAAGCUGUUGCUUGUGUUUAGAGGAUAAUAUUAAUAUGUAGUGUGAUCAAUUUCAUCAUAA